Molecule: messenger RNA, 1980 nt
Organism: Hypomesus transpacificus
Lineage: Eukaryota; Metazoa; Chordata; Actinopteri; Osmeriformes; Osmeridae
Gene: ccdc71
Product: coiled-coil domain containing 71
Exons: 2
Coding region: 96-1148 (350 amino acids)
Source: RefSeq, a predicted model, not a curated record
GAACCUCCCUCAACGCACCAAUGUUUUGCAGCCAUUUUACUGUGAGCUUCUGCUACUGGAAAAAGGAUGCCUGCGUGUAACCACUGAAAGUCAAGAUGAAUGAUAUGGCAGACAUCAGAAUCCCUCAAGAUCCCUUCUCAUUUGUCAUGAGAGAAGAACGUGUAGUGGAAAGGGCCUUGAGCUCCUGGUCCAGGAUUUCCUCAGCGGGACAAACUGUGCUCAUUGAGGCGUUGCAGAUCUUCAAUCCAGUGUCCAAGGAUAUUGCGGAUACUGAGGAGCUUGUCUCCUUUCUCCAAGGGUUAAAGGAAGAGGGACACAAACCUACAGUUUUAAGAAGUAUGGAUGUUUAUGGGUACAAGUCCUCUACAACAAGACCACUCCCUGCAGACAUGCACAAAUCUUUAGAAAAGAACCAAAGGUUAUCCAAAAAGAAAGGAAGGAAACCUCUCAACAAGAAGAGGGACAUCAAGCACACAUCAUCAAGUGUAGUGGAAAGAGUUGGUUCAAGGCAUUUCUCACAAGAGCGGUUCAAGGAUGCAGUCACCACCAGACCCCCAUUUCUGACUGUGGAAGCAUCCCAGGUGCAGCACUGCCUGAGAUUGACAAAUAUCAAAGGCUUGCCAGCAGGACAUACGGCCAGACUUCAAAUUCACACAGAUUGGAACUCUGUAGGAAUGUCUGCUGACGACUCGAAGCAUCCUCCAACACGUACAGGAAUACCCCUACAGCCUUCACAGGGUGCUGGUAGAAUGCCAACAGCAGUGGCCUUGCUAAGUCCAAGAAUGGUCUCCUGUCCAGUCAGAGUAGACAGCACUCUCAUUGGAGACUCAGCCCCUAUCAUGUUUGCCAAUAUGUGUGACAUGGACAUGACGAGCAAUGAACUGGGAUGGAGAGAUGAUGGAGCACAAAGGGGGCUGAACUGUUCCAAAGAGCGGCGUAUGUCCGAGCCCAUGUGGCUAAUGAACAGACGGCGGGAUUCCGAAUGCAGGCUGGAUGAGAAUAGUCUCAGGUGGAAAGUCAUCAAGGUGGACAAUACUCUCUCAGUUGAGGAGACGAGGAGGAAUGCACAAAUGAUCUUGCAAGUAGAUUUGUCACCUGUUAUAAAGAUUCAACCCCUUGUUUUGGGUUACCAAGUAGACUACAGAUGAGAUGUCUGGGGUGACUGCUGCAAUUUACCCUGGCUUCUGUUGCAAGACAUUUCUGAGUUAGCCCAUGUCUGUUUGCUGCCUGGUCAAAACUUAUAGGACUGUUAUAAUGCUGUCCACAUACAAAAAAACAUUUUGUUAAAAGUCAACUAUAAUCAUAUUUGAAACCAGACAAACAUUUUGCUUCCACACUGGUUUCUUUUAAGUUGGGGUUAGACACUUUGCAGCCUGUUCAGUUAUAAUUUUCAGGAAUGAUUUUUAGCAAGGCUUAUAAUACUUCAUUUGCCAAAUAGCUCCUUGUUAAUCAUUUCAUUUUUGUAGUUUUCAGAGAAGUUCUUUUUGGCUGACAUUUUUCUGAAAUUCCAAAGCAAAAUGUGCUUUGUUGAGAACUUUGGAGUGCCAAAGAGUAGAUGACGUUUUUCUGACUUUCAAACCCGAUCUAAGAUCCUGAUGGUGCUAACUUUGACGGUUUUCCUUUUCUACUAUCCUUUGUUGCCAAAAUGUUGCAAGAUUUUUUUAAAAUGAUUUGAUGUAACAGUUUAAAACAAGACCUAGAUAUCUUUUGCCUUCCUGUAUUGCCAACAGUAUGUUGAUGUCAAGGUCUUUAAAAAAAAAAAAAAAAAAAAAAAAGAGUUUUGAUGGUUUGGGCCUAAUUCACAUCAGGAAUUUGCACAAUGGUUUUGGAUUUCAUUACCCUCUAACAGCAUUCCAUGAUGGUACUCUCCUGAUAAUGUCCAAUUCAUACUGUUUACGGUUUCUUAUUGUAAAGUGCAGCAGCUAUAUUGUAUUAUGUAGCAUUUUAAGAGAUGCCUCAAUAAAUUGAUUGGAAAGUUCA